CCUCUGGGCGAAUUAUUUCUCAUGAUCUGACAUUCUAGCUGAAGUUACAUGCACUAUCCUAACUUGAAUAGUAUUUGGAGAUCAGUUGUCUCAUGGAGCUAUUCAAUAAGUGACACACUCCCAGCCUUUAGCAUUUCGAUGGUGUUUUCCGUCAACAAGUGACCCCAACCCAACCGGCUAUGCCGACAGCCCACUACUCAGAGGCUUCCAGAACAUCCAAGCUCCAUAUCCCAAAAUAGCACAGGACCUCAAUUGGCAUCUCACCACCAUGAUGUCAAUGUCAAUAGUGCAUCACGGGUUCUCACGUCGGAUUCACUUCUCGGGCACAAGCAGAACAGGACCAGAUCCUGGAUCCGUCUCGUAACUGCACCAGUGCCGGAAAUUCCGGCACUUGAACAAUGGAUCCUUGAGGUCUUUUUGUCAAGGAAGAUCGCUGAGCCCAUGACGUUCAAAUUCUCGUGUUCUCUUGAUGCCCCAUGGGAUCAUCCAUGUUGCUAAAACUCCCAUUUGCGGAGUUUUUUUUAUCGAUCCACAAUCCGAUGUUCUUGGCCUGGUGUUUUUGUUGUUUUCACGAUGCAAUACAACGUCAAUAGCCCAGACCAUACUGUCAAUUAAUUCCUCUUUGGGCUUCCAGUUAUUGACGGUUCUUUGAUGCAUCGACAACGCAGGGAGGAAUACGAGCAAGACUAGUCUGAGACAGACAGGCAGGACCCUUGAGAUCAGUCAUGCUUGUUGAAAAGACGUGACUAGUCGUGAAUAGACGAUGCAGCUAUUCGGCGGUGAGGUCAUGGGAUCACUGGUUCGGCACGUCGGUCGAACGAGGUGAUAUACUAAUCCGUGAGACUAAUUAUUCAACAUUGAGUCUUCAACAGUAAAGUAUUACCAAAGUAAGGCCAGAGCUAUGACCGGCCUUUCCGUAACAAGGUCAUCAUGAUAACCUUAGUGUAGCCUUACUAUGAUAUUACAGAUCUUAGUGAGCCUGAGCCUCUUCAAUGCGCUGGGGCUACGUUACGUCGUGCUGUUCACAGGACGACACUAGCUUCAAGCUGAGCUCAAGAAUACGAGGUAUUCCUCGCCAGAAACAACCCAACGUUACCCCACAACGCCCCAAAAUGGGGGCCAUGACCGGCAGAAAUCAACCCCUACACCCCCCUGUAUGACGGGAAAUAUUCUGGAUCUUAGGUUCUGGGCCUGUCUAUAGUCAACUGUAAUGCGAGCAACCUUUCCGCACGCCGCGUCCUACCUUUAGGCUCUAGCUUCUGUAUCCGCUCCUCGAAAUAGCAUACGGCGUGGCCUAGCCUUGCUCUGGCAUCCGUUGCUAAAGCCAACUUUGGCAGCGAUGGCACCUGGAGACGGUCAAUACGAAUGGAGCUUGGGUAGCUUCUCGGCCGGGUUGUGAUAGUCCAUCUGCUAUUCAAUGCCAGCUAUGACGCUAUAUGGAGACAAUCUAGGUUUGUCCAGCCUCCAGCCUUCCUGGUGGUGUCCUCGAUUUGGCUGUGGAGAGGCUGAUCACCCGAGGGCCGUGAUGGGUAACGUUAGAUGCAUGGUUCGUUCGUUCGAUUUCUUAGAGAUCGUUGUGAGAACUCAGAUAUAAGAAGAGCCUUCAGUCUCGUCCAGAUUUCUAUUCUUUUCUUGUAUCAUCACUCUCAACAACAAUCAACCACUCUCAUCCUCUUCAAGCUUCCAGCCAAACACUCCUCAACACCACCACUACUUUCCUCUUCACUUACACACGAACAACCCAACAACAACCGCCAACAUGAAGCUGUCCGGUGUCCUCUCUGCUCUUGCUCUCACCUCCGCCGUCUCGGCCACCACUGUCUCCUACGACACUGGCUACGAUGACAAGUCCCGCCCCAUGACUGCUGUCUCUUGCUCUGAUGGCAAGAACGGUCUCAUCACCAAGUAUGGCCGGAAGACUCAGGGCAACAUCCCUACCAAGUACGUCGGUGGUGUCAACAUCAUCGAGGGCUGGAACUCCGCCAACUGUGGUGGCUGCUACCGCCUCGAGUACAAGGGCAAGAAGAUCAACGUCCUCGCUAUCGACCACGCUGCCUCUGGCUUCAACAUUGGACUCGAUGCCAUGAACGCCCUCACAAACGGCCAGGCUGUCAAGCUCGGCCGCAUCAACGCCCAGGUCUACCACGCCAACCCUUCUGACUGCGGUCUCAAGAAGUAAACGGCGCAACUCUACGAUUUUAUGAGAUGCAUAUGAGGCUUUUUGGAUAGCGGACAUUCUUAUUCUUUCCCUCCUUAGAACUUUGGAUUUAAUACUUGGCAUUGGCUGGCGUUUAGACUACGAUCUUACACAUAAUCUACCUAGAUACUACACUACACUACACAUGAAUGAACAUAGAGCUUAAUUGCUUUCACUUCAAUUUUCUUCUUUGCAAUGCUACGAGGCGAAGUGAGUGGAUGAUAAUUUGAGACCUUAAACUAGUGGUGCGGUUUGCGCCUUUUGGUCAUAUUUUCUGGAUAUUAAAGCAGCUUGAAGAAACUCCACUGACAAGCUGUUACUGUCAUCGAGAAGUAGCACCCUCCAAGCUGGCCCUCCCACAGUAGCUGUUUUUGUACAUGCGAAAUCGCUCUCAUCCCAUUCCCUUAUCGAGUCAGAAGCCUUUGUGUUUCGUUCCAACCGAGCUUGAUAGUGACUUUUAUUCCCACUCCCGGAGCGAGGGAGGGGUCUCGCCACCCUCAGACGAAGAAGACAACGCAUGUAAGUCGUCCCAGUUGUGCAAUGAAAUUUCAUCGAUAUCAGAGGGAGGGUCAGAUAGAGGAGAUGACGGAGUGUGAAUCAAAGGAGAUGGUGGAGGAUCGGACAAAGGGGAUGAGGCACCCGUCAUUGGGCUCCUGAUGUUGGUUGAGUUUAUGUUUGAAAGCCCUUCAAGACUGAGACUGUUGUCAUCUGUGACGUGGACAUAGUCAGGUGUUGGCACUCGUUUGGAUGUGACUGGCUCGGGAAGCUUAGGGUCUGUAGCAAGUUUGGUGAAACAGAUUCCGCCUUCUUCCUGUUCUUUGAACAAAGUCAGUAUAUGAGUGUUAACAGAUCGGCAAGGCUCAAGGGAUAUAGUAAAGAUGGAGGCUCGGUCUUGGGUGUCGAGAACAAGUGAUGAAAGUGUCGGGUAAGUUGAGUGGCACUUUCUCAGAGUACUUCUAUCUCCCCAGUGCUUGAGAGCCUCGUCUUUUCUUGCACAGGGAAGAGGAGUAGUACAUACCGCUCGGCGAGUUUCCAAUCCAUAGAGCGCACUCGAGAACUUCAACACGAGCCACAAAUUCCUCAUACUUGAGGCCAUGUUCUAGACCGCCAAGAGGUAGUCGAAUUUGUUCUGGGGCCUUCAGGAUCACCGUGACUUCCUUUUCACCUGCGACUGACUCGGUGAAGUCUAUGAAGUCGUCUAUCAACC
This is a messenger RNA of Fusarium odoratissimum NRRL 54006, 3404 nucleotides long. RefSeq lists its product as uncharacterized. The record is from RefSeq and is a predicted model, not a curated record. The transcript is spliced from 2 exons. Bases 1760 to 2179 code for a protein of 139 amino acids. NCBI's taxonomy places the organism in Eukaryota, Fungi, Ascomycota, Sordariomycetes, Hypocreales, Nectriaceae.